AACAGAAAUGUCAACUCGCACGCAUUCACAAAAGGGGAGAUCACUUAGAAAUUACUUUCACAAUAACUUCCCAUGAGAAAGGACAAAAUGGCGACCACCUUGACGGGUAGUCUCCUUUCAAAAAUUUCUAACCACAUUAGACUAGGAACUUUCAGAAACUAUGCUGCUAGUACCAUGGGAAGUGCUAAGAACAAUGUUGCAACACAGGUAGAUAAGGACAACAAGGACACUACCAUCACUGUCACUAAAGAGAUGGACAUAAGUUCUUUGUCUGGUGUUCCUGAAGAACAUAUCAAAACUCGUACAGUCCGCAUUUUUGUUCCUGCUCGCAAUGCUAUGCAGUCAGGGACAUAUGGCUUGAGGCGUUGGAAAAUUGAGUUUGAUGUCAGAGAACGCUGGGAAAAUCCUCUUAUGGGAUGGAUAUCAACAGGAGAUCCUCUUUCCAACAUGGAGGUGACAUUUACUAGUAAAGAGGAUGCAAUGGCAUUUUGUGAAAAAAAUGGCUGGGAGUACUUAAUUGAAGAACAGCAGAAGCCAACCUUCAAAAAGAAAUCAUAUGGCGCCAACUUUUCAUGGGAUAAAAGGACCCGUGUAUCAACAAAAUAAAAGUGUCAGUUACAAAGCUUCUAGUUUUCUGGUACAUGAAAUACAAGAACAUUUUGUUAACAAAAGAUUAUCAUCAGUCUUAGAAACAUUUUUGAUGAUUAUGACACCAAUAAUUUUAUGAAAGUUUGUUAGUGAAUUGUGCAAGGCUACACAGCCUUGUUUCCUGAGAUGACUUUAUUAAAGUAUUAAAAGCAUUUCUUCCCAA
Pomacea canaliculata is the source of this 811-nucleotide messenger RNA. RefSeq names its product NADH dehydrogenase [ubiquinone] iron-sulfur protein 4, mitochondrial-like. Gene Ontology annotation, biological process: electron transport chain. The record is from RefSeq and is a predicted model, not a curated record. NCBI's taxonomy places the organism in Eukaryota, Metazoa, Mollusca, Gastropoda, Architaenioglossa, Ampullariidae. The transcript has 5 exons. Bases 73 to 606 code for a protein of 177 amino acids.